UUGGUGCUAUGAUGUAUGAAAUACUACACGGACGCCCGCCCAAAAGGACUGUGCAUGGAAAUGAUCUGAUUCUUAAAUCCAGUUUAUCCAAAGGUGGGAGAAUAGCAUCAAUAAUAGCAAUAAUAAGAACAAGUGUAGCCCAUAACUAACCAGAUCUCUUGUCAAAACCUGUACAGAAUGCUGUGAUUUAUUAGCUCAGUGCUUGAAUCGCAAAACAUUGGAAAGACCACAUAUAAAGCAGAUCAUAAACCAUGAGUGGUUUAAGGGAACAGAACGACAGGAAGAGCUUCAGGAGACAGGUAGUGUAACAUAUAGUUUGACAGAAGACCUCAAACCCCUUUCCACCCAGAAUCACAGAAUAAUUUUUUCUUCUUUUUUUAAAACAGCAGAGAUGACUCCCGAGAAGAAGAACAUUUGGAAGAAACUGAACAAAUUUUUCACACACACCAAAAAGGCUACAGAAAAACCACUGGUACCCGAGCCCUCACCUGUGCCAGCUCCAUCUCAAACUCCUGACACAUAUUUAUGUAACCCUAAACCAGCGAAGGGUAAAUUCACUUCCCGAUAUAAACUGGGAGAGAGACUGGGAGGGGGAGGCUUUGGCACAGUAUUUGAGGGCAUUCGCAAAUCUGAUGGCAAGAAAGUUGCCAUCAAAAUUGUUAAAAAGAUGCCAGUCAACAAUAGGAUUGAAGUUCCUGGUCAUCCUAAGCCCCUCGUUACAGAAAUUGGGUUCAAUGUUUUGCUGUCAAAGCAUCCAAGAUGUCCCUAUGUUCUGCCAAUGUACCAGUGGUACAAUGAGCCCAAGAGACGCAUACUGGUGUUAGAGCAUCCACACCCCUGUGAGACUCUAAGUAGUUUCAUGAUGCGCAACGGGGGUCGUCUCAGUGAAGCAAUGGCACGGGAUUUAAUAAUCCAAGCACUGCGUGGGGCGAAACACUGCCUUGAACGGGGUGUGUUUCAUCAGGACAUCAAUUUGAACAACCUGUUGAUCAACACAGAGACACUGAGGCUGAAAAUAAUAGACUUUGGUGUUGGGCAACAUGUUGACACUAGCGUGGACAUCAACGAGUUGCUAGGCAAACCUUCACCGUUUGAGUUUUCAAAGAGGUGCCGAUAUAACGCUGAAUUAACAACAGUCUGGGAUCUCGGCACCGUCCUGUAUGAAAUGUUACAUGGAUACCACCCCAGAAGUGAAGAGGGCUGUAAAAAGAAGUUUCAUCCCAGUUUAUCCAAAGUGCCUGAACCGCAACAGAAUGUUGAGACCGUCUGUACAGCAGAUCAUAGACCAUGA
Molecule: messenger RNA, 1291 nt
Organism: Paramisgurnus dabryanus
Lineage: Eukaryota; Metazoa; Chordata; Actinopteri; Cypriniformes; Cobitidae
Product: serine/threonine-protein kinase pim-2-like
Biological process (GO): protein autophosphorylation; regulation of mitotic cell cycle; negative regulation of apoptotic process
Cellular component (GO): cytoplasm
Molecular function (GO): protein serine/threonine kinase activity; ATP binding
Source: RefSeq, a predicted model, not a curated record